Messenger RNA from Mycena indigotica, 2055 nucleotides. Its product is annotated as p-loop containing nucleoside triphosphate hydrolase protein. Gene Ontology annotation, biological process: mitochondrial respiratory chain complex III assembly; protein insertion into mitochondrial inner membrane from matrix. Bases 1 to 2055 code for a protein of 684 amino acids. Gene Ontology annotation, molecular function: ATP binding; ATP hydrolysis activity. The transcript is spliced from 17 exons. NCBI's taxonomy places the organism in Eukaryota, Fungi, Basidiomycota, Agaricomycetes, Agaricales, Mycenaceae. The record is from RefSeq and is a predicted model, not a curated record. Gene Ontology annotation, cellular component: mitochondrial inner membrane.
AUGAACGUCCUUACAAGCAUGCUCUCCCCGCUGGGCAUGGGCUCCGGCACCGUCCAGGACACUCUCAAACUUGUAGUCAUUGGCGGAACGAUGGAGACUGCCCGCCGAGCCUCUGUCUCAGCGUGGAAUGGGUUUGUGGACUCUUUCUUCCUGACCGCCCAUUUCUCUGAAGAGGACUACCCUUAUGACUGGCUGAUGCAUUGGUUGUCGAAGCAGCCAGCUUGGGGUCGGAGUCGCGAAUUCGAGAUUACGACUCGUUCAGCGGGACGGGGAAUGAACACUUCGACCACUGCUGAUUUACAAGAAGAGGAAGAGGACGAAAGUGACGCCUUGGAGCACGGCAGAAAACGCCGACUUGUGGCAUUCAUGCCGUCUUUGGACACCACCCACACUAUCUACUACCGUGGCCACUGGCUUAGGAUUACGCGAACCAAGCGGUAUCCGGAUUACGGAGGAGCCUCUCUCAAGAUCAGUGUCGUGGCUCGCAACAAUGACAUCCUCAAGAAACUUGUCUUGGAGGCCCGAAGGGAUUAUGAAAAGGACGCCGAGCAUCGAGUUCACAUCUUCCUUGCUGACCCCACUUAUGGCUGUUGGAGAUGGAAUGGUGCUCGUCAGAAGCGGCCAAUGAGCUCUAUUGUUCUCCAACCUGGGGUAAAAGAGAUGUUGUUGGCUGACUGUAAAGAUUUCUUGUGUUCAGAGGAGUGGUAUGCUGAACGCGGAAUUCCCUACCGUCGCGGGCUUCUUUUGCAUGGAGUUCCUGGAAGCGGCAAGACCUCUCUCAUCCACUCGUUGGCAGGUGAGCUGGGUCUAGAUAUCUACGUCGUAUCGCUUUCUGCCAAGGGAAUGAGCGACAACACUCUGACCACCUUGAUGGGUAACGUUCCCUCGAGGUGUAUUGUCCUCCUAGAGGACCUUGACGCUGCCUUUACGCGCUCUGUCAGUCGUGAUGCCAACUCAACGGGCACCCCAACUUCCACCACAACCAGUACAUCGAGCACUGCGAAGGAUAAAGAGGCUGAGUCUGACGGAUCUACUCUUAGUUUGAGUGGCCUUUUGAACAGUCUAGACGGUGUUGCCGCUGCUGAAGGCCGUCUUCUCUUCGCCACAACGAACCAUAUUGAGCGCCUCGACCCGGCCCUUAGUCGGCCCGGUCGUAUGGAUGUCUGGGUGAACUUUACCAAUGCCACGAAGUGGCAGGCCGAGGGAAUCUUCAAAUGCUUCUUCCCUUCCGCCAGCGUCACCGCCUCUGAUGAGAAAGCCGAUCAACAGCCUUCCGUUGAUAUUUCACAGAAGAAUCUUCCACUUCCUCGCAGAAAACGUGCUCAACAUGCCAUUCCAUUGCUGAGUGAAACUGAGAUCGAUGAGCUCGCCAAGCGCUUCGCCGAGGCUAUUCCUGAAGAUGAGCUAAGUGUUGCUGCCUUGCAAGGUUAUCUUCUUAAGAACAAGACUCGUCCACGUGAGUGCGUCGAUGAAGUCGGCGUGUGGAUCAUCCAAGAACGCGAAACCCGGGAGAAACUGAAGAAAGAAAAAGCCGAGCGCGAAGCCAAGGAAAAGCUCGAGGCGGAAGAGAAGGAAAAGAAGGAGAAGGAAGAGAAGGCAGUGAAAGAGAAAGAGCAACAAGAGCUUAAAGCGAAACUUGAAGCUGAAGAGGCUCUUCUCAAAUUGAGAACAGCUGCUGUGGCUGUCGUGCCCGCUGCAUCCACUGCAUCUGUCACCACUGAACCCCCUGCAGUCACAUCCCCUUCCACUGACUCCACCGCAGAGCCAGUUGUCGUAGCCCCUGUUGUUGGGACUUCACCCUCACCAGCUCCGGCAAUGAGCAGAACCGAGUCGACUGACUCUUCAGGAUCAACCUCCAGCUCAGACUCGGAAACGACGUCUGGUGCUGAGGCGGACACUGAGUCAGUCACUUCCGAGGAAGAGCCUGAUGCGAAUACGGCCGAUGUCUCCUCCAACACCAAGGAGAAAUGGGUGGCCGUCAAGCCACAAAGCGUUGCUGUGUCUGACGCAACACCAGAGCCAUCACCGUCUGAGACCACCAUCGAAGCAUCGUAA